UCCUGAAGGCCUCAGAAGCUGUAAAUGUUCAUGGUUUACAUGCUGAGUUUGUUUCUAUGGCGAUGCAAUACCCAAAGCGCGCCAUCUGUUUCACGAGGAGGUGAAGAUAAAUGUUUUUCAUAUAUGUUAAAUCAAAAAAUAAAUAAGGCUAUAGAGUUUUGAUACAAAGUUAUAUAAAUCAAAAUAAGAUUUUUAUAUAAUUGAAUAUAAUAUUUGACAUAAUUAAAAGGCAUGUUUUUAUAUUUAUUUGGAAUUGUAAUGAUAGAGUGUAAAGUGCUGAAUGGUGUCGUGUGUCCAGCAUCCCCCAGUACAUGGUCUCCUGCUGAACCUCCGUCGAGGCAGGAGAGAGACUAACCAGCAGCUCCCCAUGUCGGGGGUCCUGUUCGGUCUGCUGGACGACGAGAGGAACACAGCUGGAGCAGGAUCCUCUGCUAAACUAGCGUGGCGCUCUACUCCCCAGACAACGCUCGCUCCGACGCAGCCUCCAAGCUCAUCCUCCACACCUGCCCUCCUGUCUGCUGUAAGCCCUGUCGUUAGCCGUCGUCCCCCGGGUUCACAGCCGGCAGCCCUCCUCUCAGAGGCCUCCCCAGCCGGCGAACCCGAGGAGCAGAGCUCAGUGUUGACGCACAUUCCAGGGCGGCAGGGCGGAGGACGGCGGCCGCCCGGUCGAGCCCGUACAGGAGUCGCCGCUCAGCCCUGGCGCCGACACACCGGGCAGGUCCGGCCUCGCCUGACACCUCCGCCAGGAACCCAGGGUUCAGCCCGCUGCACCUGUGGCGCUGGCAGCAGGAAUGCAGCCGCUCUGAGGAGGAUCCAGGCCCGCCCACACCGGGGGUCGCAGGGUUGAGUCCCGAGACGUCCACGAGCCGAGUGCUUCCUGGCGUCGUGUCAUCGCCUUGAGGAAACCUUUAUUUACCAAACAAACCUACAAGGGAAGGCGAGGGCUGAGGGAGUUUGAAUCUUCACCCAGAAGAUGAAAGGUUCUGGGUUCGAACCCCGAUGUCCGCGGUCUACCUGUGGGGGUCCUUGAGCAAGAUGCCUCUUAAGCCAACCAACACCCUCAAUAAAAACGUCUGCUAGGUUACUGAUUGGUUAUUUCCAUGAUGCUCUGCUUUCCCCAGGAUCCUGACCUUAACUCUACCUAAUCACUAAACCCGAGACCAGGUGCUUUCCAUCUCCAUGGUUACACACUCCGCAGACCCCUCCUCCUCCUCCACCAUCUCCAGACAAGGCCAGACCCGUUUUAAUCUAACGAG
Gadus macrocephalus (Pacific cod) is the source of this 1256-nucleotide messenger RNA. RefSeq lists its product as uncharacterized. Lineage: Eukaryota; Metazoa; Chordata; Actinopteri; Gadiformes; Gadidae. The transcript is spliced from 2 exons. Bases 281 to 847 code for a protein of 188 amino acids. The record is from RefSeq and is a predicted model, not a curated record.